AGUAGUUUCCGUGCCUCUGACUCACGCCUGCGCACAUAGCUGGCCCUGGCGCGUCCUACGCAGCAUCCGCGAGCCGGGGCUGCUGGUGCCAGACGGUUCCCCACGGGGGAGGGGGCAGGGGCGGGACUCCGGGCGGGGGAGUGCGGCCGACCCGGGACAGGCUGGGGACUCUGGGUCGGGCUACCGGCGUCACGGGGCUCCGAUCGGGCUUCCCGGGCCUGUGCGCCGAGAUAGCCAGGGGCCCCGGCCUGCUAGGAAAGAUAAGGCUGCGGAGGAAGCCCAGUCACCGGCUGCAAGCACGGUCCCAAGUCCCGCUACCACCCUGAGCGCCUUCCUUCCCCCAGGGCUCUCCAGCCGCUAGGAGGGGCUGCUGGUUCCCGGUGGCCUGACUGCUUCUGUCCUGCAUCCCCGAAGAGGCCCGCUGCACGACUGCGAUGGCAUCCUACUACGAGAUUCUAGACGUGCCGCCAAGUGCGUCCGCUGAUGACAUCAAGAAGGCGUACCGGCGGAAAGCUCUGCAGUGGCACCCAGAUAAGAACCCGGAUAACAAAGAAUUUGCUGAGAGGAAGUUUAAGGAGGUGGCCGAGGCUUAUGAAGUGCUAUCUGACAAGCACAAGCGGGAGAUCUAUGACCGAUAUGGCCGGGAAGGGCUGACUGGGGCAGGAACUGGCCCUUCUUGGGCAGAAACUGGUGGUAGUGGGCCUGGCUUCACCUUCACCUUCCGCAGUCCCGAGGAAGUCUUCCGGGAGUUCUUUGGGAGUGGAGACCCUUUUGCGGAGCUCUUUGAUGACCUGGGCCCCUUCUCGGAGCUUCAGAAUUGGGGUUCCCGCCACUCAGGCCCCUUCUUUACCUUCUCCUCCUCCUUCCCUGGGCACUGUGAUUUUUCCUCCUCAUCUUUCUCCUUCAGUCCUGGGGCUGGUGCUUUCCGCUCUGUUUCGACGUCCACCACUUUUGUCCAGGGACACCGCAUCACGACACGCAGAAUCAUGGAGAACGGACAGGAGCGGGUGGAAGUGGAGGAGGACGGGCAGCUGAAGUCAGUUUCAAUCAAUGGUGUUCCAGACGACCUGGCACUGGGCUUGGAGCUGAGCCGUCGUGAGCAACACCACUCAGUCACCUCCAGAUCUGGGGGCGUGCAGAUGCGGCAGACCCCUGCCCCACGGCCCUGUGACAGUGACCUCUCUGAGGAGGACGAGGACCUACAGCUUGCCAUGGCCUACAGCCUGUCAGAGAUGGAAGCAGCUGGGCAGAAGCCGGCAGAUGUGUUCUGAUUGGAUGUCCAGGAUACAGAGUCGCUUCACAGUUCCAACAGGACAGCACCCUCACCCUUGCGAUGGGAGGGGAUACUCCAUUCUUCCCUCACCCAUGCUGAGUGUAGAACUGGGGCCUGGGCAGUGGGUGGGGGGGCAUCAGUAGUCUUAGCCUAUGAACUCUUCCCUGGGUGUUUACUGCUGUCUCCUGGGGACUACAAGUCCCAUAAUGCAGUGCACACCACCACAUUUCUGAUAGGUCACACCCAGGAGAAUUGGUUCCUGGUUAUAGAACUGUGCUUCUUGGAAUAUGUAGUUCCAGUCCUGGCCAGCCUGUCACUUGCUCUGGAUGGGGAGGUCUUGUCUUUUGAUUUGUCCCUGGUGUGGAGGCAAGGAUGUGGAUGAAGGGGGAAUAACUUGAGCCUGGGUUCCCCUGACACCUUUUGCUAGCCCCAGGGUUGGAGUGGGCAGGUCAAGACCUUGCAGCAUCUGGGAGAAGUUCUUUUCUCAAGGGUCAGCAGAGUAGGCAGGGCAUGGCCCUGGAAGGCUGAUGAACAUGAAGUGGCAAAGCUUGGAAGGGAAAGCUACCCUCACAGAGGCGUGUGGCUGGGACUGGUGUGUGCUGGGAACACGGGGCAUGCUGCUGCUUGAAUGGCUUUCUUUGGCCUCUGAUCCUGCUGCCCAUUCUUUCUCUCCAACAUCACAGGCAGCCACCUCUCUUCCUCCCUUCCUG
Messenger RNA from Fukomys damarensis (Damara mole-rat), 1983 nucleotides. It is a transcript of the gene Dnajb2, whose product is annotated as DnaJ heat shock protein family (Hsp40) member B2. The record is from RefSeq and is a predicted model, not a curated record. Lineage: Eukaryota; Metazoa; Chordata; Mammalia; Rodentia; Bathyergidae. Bases 435 to 1271 code for a protein of 278 amino acids. Gene Ontology annotation, molecular function: Hsp70 protein binding; ATPase activator activity. Gene Ontology annotation, biological process: positive regulation of proteasomal ubiquitin-dependent protein catabolic process; protein refolding. Gene Ontology annotation, cellular component: endoplasmic reticulum membrane; cytosol. The transcript has 9 exons.